AUGAGAAAACAUUCUCUUGAUCGAUGGCUUUUAACGGCCAUUCUUGUGGUUCUACUCUCGUCUUCUUCAUCAUUCGCCACCAAAAAGAAGGCGGCAAAGAAGAAGAAUAGUAAGGAGGUGACCUAUGACGGAACGUCUUUGAUCAUCGAUGGCAAAAGAGAACUUCUUUACUCUGGCUCCAUACAUUAUCCUCGAAGCACUCCUGAAAUGUGGCCACACAUUAUCAAGAGAGCGAAACAAGGCGGUUUGAACACGAUUCAAACAUAUGUUUUUUGGAAUAUGCAUGAGCCUGAACAAGGAAAGUUCAACUUUUCGGGACGAGCUGAUUUGGUGAAGUUCAUAAAGUUGAUCCAGAAGAAUGGCAUGUAUGUCACAUUGAGGCUUGGACCGUUUAUUCAAGCUGAAUGGACUCAUGGAGGACUUCCUUAUUGGCUUAGAGAAGUUCCUGGAAUUUUCUUCCGUACAGACAACACACCAUUCAAGGAACAUACAGAGAGGUACGUACGGAUGAUACUCGACAAAAUGAAGGAGGAAAAUUUAUUUGCUUCACAAGGAGGCCCCAUUAUAUUAGGGCAGAUAGAGAACGAGUAUAGCGCGGUUCAACGCGCAUAUAAACAAGACGGAUUAAACUACAUUAAAUGGGCAUCUAAGCUUGUGGACUCAAUGAAUCUCGGGAUCCCAUGGGUCAUGUGCAAGCAGAACGACGCUCCUGAUCCUAUGAUCAAUGCUUGCAAUGGAAGACACUGCGGUGAUACUUUCCCCGGUCCAAACAAAGAAAACAAACCAUCUUUGUGGACUGAGAAUUGGACUACACAGUUCCGCGUGUUUGGUGAUCCUCCAACUCAGAGAUCAGUAGAAGAUAUCGCUUUCUCAGUUGCUAGAUUCUUCUCCAAGAACGGAAGCCAUGUCAACUACUACAUGUACCAUGGAGGGACUAACUUUGGAAGAACCUCUGCGCAUUAUGUAACCACUCGAUACUACGAUGAUGCACCUCUUGAUGAGUAUGGUUUAGAGAGAGAGCCUAAAUAUGGUCAUCUUAAGCAUCUUCACAGUGCUCUUAACCUCUGCAAGAAACCACUUCUUUGGGGUCAGCCUCAUACCGAGAAGCCUGGAAAAGAUACAGAGAUUCGAUACUACGAACAGCCUGGAACGAAAUCUUGUGCGGCUUUCUUGGCUAACAACAACACGGAAGCUGCAGAAACCAUUAAGUUCAGGGGCAAAGAUUACGUGAUCGCGCCUCGUUCGAUUAGUAUUCUUCCAGAUUGUAAAACUGUUGUUUACAACACUGCUCAGAUUGUUUCUCAACACACUUCAAGGAACUUCAUGAAAGCUAAAAAGUCAAACAAGAAGUUUGAUUUCAAAGUGUUCACCGAGACAUUGCCUAGUAAGCUCGAAGGUGACUCUUACAUACCCGUUGAGCUUUACGGUUUGACUAAAGACAAGACAGACUAUGGAUGGUACACAACAAGCUUCAAGGUCCACGAGAAGCACUUACCUAAGAAUAAAGGAGAUAAGACUCUUGUGAGGAUUGCUAGUCUUGGACAUGCGUUGCACGUUUGGCUUAACGGAGAAUACCUUGGAAAUGGACAUGGAAGCCAUGACGAGAAGAGCUUUGUUUUCCAGAAGCCGGUUACACUUAAAGCAGGAGAGAAUCAUCUUAUUAUGCUUGGUGUUCUUACAGGAUUCCCAGACAGUGGAUCUUACAUGGAACAUAGAUACACCGGACCUCGUAGUGUUUCCAUCAUGGGAUUGAGCUCUGGAACACUUGAUCUCACUGAAAACAGCAAAUGGGGGAACAAGGUCGGUAUGGAAGGCGAAAGACUCGAAAUCCACACCAAGGAAGGUUCAAGGAAGGUCAAAUGGGAAAAAUUCUCUGGUAAAGCACCAGGACUUACAUGGUACCAGACAUACUUCGAUGCACCAGAGAGCCAGAGCGCAGCGGCGAUCCGCAUGAGCGGAAUGGGAAAAGGUUUGAUUUGGGUGAACGGAGAAGGCGUGGGAAGAUAUUGGAUGUCUUUCUUGUCUCCAUUAGGUCAACCUACGCAAGUAGAGUAUCACAUCCCUAGAUCUUUCUUGAAGCCCAAGCAUAACGUUCUUCUUAUCUUCGAGGAAGAGCCUAAUGUGAAGCCUGAGCUUAUAGACUUCGUCAUCGUCAACAGAGACACUGUUUGUUCGUUUGUCGGAGAAAACUACACUCCAAGCGUUAGACACUGGACUAGGAAGCAAGACCAAGUCCAAGCCAUCACCAGUAACGUGAGUCUCACGGCGACUCUUAAAUGCUCAGGCACUAGAAAGAUCGCAGCCGUUGAGUUCGCUAGCUUCGGAAACCCUACUGGUGCUUGUGGAAACUUCACACGUGGUACUUGUCACGUUCCUGUUUCAAAGCAGGUCGUUGAGAAGCAUUGUUUGGGGAAAGCAGAGUGUGUGAUUCCGGUGAACAAAAGCACAUUCCAACAAGACAAGGAGGAUUCAUGCAAGAACGUUGUGAAGACGCUUGCGGUGCAAGUCAAGUGUGGUCGUGGCAAGAAGUGA
Messenger RNA from Thlaspi arvense, 2532 nucleotides. The record is from the annotation of a GenBank genome assembly. NCBI's taxonomy places the organism in Eukaryota, Viridiplantae, Streptophyta, Magnoliopsida, Brassicales, Brassicaceae.